Messenger RNA from Phlebotomus argentipes, 1981 nucleotides. It is a transcript of the gene Ufd1-like, whose product is annotated as ubiquitin fusion degradation protein 1 homolog. The record is from RefSeq and is a predicted model, not a curated record. Bases 1027 to 1932 code for a protein of 301 amino acids. NCBI's taxonomy places the organism in Eukaryota, Metazoa, Arthropoda, Insecta, Diptera, Psychodidae. Gene Ontology annotation, cellular component: VCP-NPL4-UFD1 AAA ATPase complex. The transcript is spliced from 4 exons. Gene Ontology annotation, molecular function: polyubiquitin modification-dependent protein binding.
UGUAAAGGAAAUUUUUGAGGUGAACAACAAAAUGUGAGAGUAUAGAAAAAUGCCGAUAAAGUAAUUUACAAAUAUUUUACUUUUAAAUCUCUUCAAUUACAUUAUUUUGAGUAAUCUUGCACAUUUUACUCUUUUUCCAUUAUCAACUACUAUCAAUGGGAGAGAAAUUUUUCUCUUUUCGAAAGUGAGAAUAGAAAAUAGACGUAAUUCAAUAAUUGUUAAUCUUGCCGAAUUGGAACGAGGAUAUGAGAUUUCUUCACUUUUCAUUAUAUAAUCCAGAAAUUUACUAUUUUUAUGUUCAAUAAAAUUCAUGUUUCGCCUUCCAACGUCAUCAAAUUGAUUUUCUCUGAAAUUCCUGGGUUUUCCACCUUUUCAGUGUCGCGAAAAGGUGGUCAAAAGUUGAUUUUUGCAUUUUCGUGUUGUGAGAACGCAGAAAAUUGACCAAAACUCCCCGAGGAGACAAUUUUCUAUAAAAAUUUCUAUAUAAAGUCAAAGAGAUUUUGGAGUGGAGGUUUUUCAGCGAUUUUUACAUCAACGAACAGUUCAAAAAUUCAUAUUAUCUUCCACUGGAACGAACUGUUGAUCUUUUCCGAUUCGCGAUGCUUUCCAUGCGGCGCAAAUAGGGAAAAUUGGCAAAUUGCGAAGUUUCGGAAGUGGAUAAAUUAGUAAUGCUAUUUGAAAGAUCUGAUUAUUCCAAUGAAACUCAACGUAAAUCAGUGAGGAAAGAGUACAGACUUUAAAAAUAAUACUUUGUUUUCAAUCUUCACUAGAAGAUUUCUAUCUAGAAUACCAUUUGCUUAUGGAUUUUAGAGAGUUUUAGUGAAGUUGGGAAUAUUCUUGUCUGCCAUUUUGAAUCGUUUUCUGUGCGUCUAUCAGCUGAUUCUGACACAUCCACGCACAACAAAACAAAGAGAGACAGAGGAAAAUUUCACCAGCUGCAAGUCAUUGUAUAAAUAGCAUUUUAUAUUGAAAUUUUGUAGAAAAUUUUGACAUCUUGAGUGAGGGAAGAAGUGCUAAAUUGGGAAAAUGUUUCAAUUUGGGGGCUUAAACAUGAUGUUUCCGGACCUCAAUCGUCCCUUCAACAAUCACUACAAUUGCUAUUCUGUGUCAAUGUUGCCCGGAAAUGAGAGGCAUGAUGUUGAGAAGGGCGGAAAGAUUAUAAUGCCUUCAUCGGCCCUGGAUCAGCUCACCAGGCUGAAUGUUGAGUACCCUAUGCUCUUCAAGUUGACCAACAACAAGAAGAAUCGCGUUACUCACGCUGGCGUCCUUGAGUUUGUCGCAGAUGAGGGAAAAACGUAUUUGCCGUACUGGAUGAUGAGGAAUUUGUUGCUGGAAGAGGGCGAAAUGAUCCAGAUUGAGAGCUUAUCUCUGCCUGUGGCGACAUUCUCAAAGUUUCAGCCGCAAAGCCCGGAUUUUCUGGACAUAACCAAUCCAAAAGCUGUUCUCGAAAAUGCUCUGAGGAAUUUCGCGUGUCUCACCACAGGCGAUCUGAUCGCCAUCAAGUACAACUCGCGAAUCUAUGAGUUGUGUGUGCUGGAGACACGACCGGGAAAUGCUGUGACCAUCAUCGAGUGCGACAUGAAUGUGGAGUUUGCUCCACCGGUGGGCUAUACGGAGCCGCAGAUGGAGAGGAACGAAGAUGAACCGAUGAAGGAUGAUGCUGAGCAUUUGGCUGAGUUGCAGGGCUUUGUGGCCUUCUCUGGCGAGGGAAAUCGUCUGGAUGGGAAGCAAAAGAAGGCAGACAGUUCCGAUCUUGUGCUGCCUAAGAAAGCUUACACACGAGGAAUUCCCGACUAUGAUCAUCCAUACGGACUUCUCAAGUUUGAUCGCAGUGCGAGACCAGACAGAGGCAAUGGUGAGGCUAAGGAUGAUCAUGAUGACUUCCAGAUGUUCCAAGGACAAGGAUUUUCUCUGCGAAAGAGCCGGAAGUGAAUGAAAUGGUCAUGUUUGCGAGCACAAGAGGAGUUUAUUUAAAAGAUAA